GAACGCAGUCUUUGCGACGAUCAGCGUAUAUAUUCAAGACAAGCACAGCGAUGCCAUUGAUGCACGUCUAGUAACAGGUAAACAAGUGGGAAUAGGAACAGCGUGAAGAGACAAGUGCAGUCAAAGUUCAUUUAGAAGGCAUUCAUCUCCGCCACGGUUGGUUGCAGUCAGACGACAAUGGCUCUAUACAGACGCAUCCCAGGCUCUAUCGCUGUGAUCACACUGACAAAUCCGCCUGUUAAUGCACUCAGCUGCACAGUUCGAGAAGCUAUCUAUGAGACAGUGAAGAGGGCAACUGCUGACCAGGAAGUGAAAGCUAUUGUGUUGUGUGGAGCCAAUGGGAAGUUCUGCGGUGGUGCCGAUAUCAAGGAGUUCACAGGGGAGAUGCGAGGCCCCCCUCUGGUUCCCAUGAUCGGUAUGAUUGAAGAAAGCGAGAAGCCGGUAGUGGCUGUGAUCGAGGGAGUGGCUUUCGGAGGAGGCCUGGAGCUAGCCCUGGGCUGCCAUUAUCGCAUCGCUCACUCCGGGGCUCGGGUUGGGCUCACUGAAGUGACUCUCGGGCUGCUCCCGGCUGCGGGCGGCACGCAGAGACUGCCCCGGCUCAUCGGAGUGCCCGCUGCACUGGACAUCAUCACCACAGGACGGCACGUCUCAGCUCAGGAAGCUGUCCAGCUGGGGAUUGUGGAUAAAGUCACUGACAGCAACGCUGUGGAGGAAGCCAUUGAGUUUGCAAAGACAGUAGUAGGUAAGCCCACGGGCCCUCGGAGACUCAGCUUGUGGACAGUCGCCUGCCCUGAGGACCUGGACUCCCUCCUGGAGGGCGCGCUGGUGAGGAUCAGGCAGCGCUCGCGAGGGACCUUGGCACCGGUGGCGUGUGUGCAGGCGGUGAGAGCCGCUGCUAGCCUGCCCUUUGCUCAGGGGAUGAAGAAGGAGCAGGAGCUGAUGGCAUAUCUGUUCACCUCCGGGCAGGCCCGCGCCAUGCAGUACUGCUUCUUCACCCAGAGAGCGGCUGCCAGGUGGACCAUGCCUAGCGGAGCCAGCUGGGAAAACGCCAAGGCAAGGCCUAUACGACAGGCAGCCGUUAUAGGGUUAGGAACCAUGGGAAGAGGGAUUGCUGUCUCCCUGAGUCGAGCUGGGAUCCCAGUCAUCGCUGUGGAAACGGAGCAGAAACUGCUGAAGGCUGGAAGGAAAGCCGUGAGCUCCAUGCUGACACGAGAAAGCCAGAAACGGGGGCUGGCAGAAGCGCGUCUGGGGCCGGUCAGCUUCACACUUGAUCUCCGCAAGCUGCGAGACACUGACCUGGUGAUUGAGGCUGUCUUCGAAGACAUGGCUCUCAAGAAGCAAAUCUUCAGCAAGCUGUCCUCUGUGUGUCGCCCUGAUGCGCUUCUGUGUACCAACACCUCUGGACUAAAUAUCGACGAGAUCGCCUCUGCUGCCUCUAGGCCUGAACUAGUGGUAGGCGCCCAUUUCUUUGCACCGGCUCACGUGAUGAAGCUGCUGGAGGUGGUCUGUGGCCCUCGGACCUCUCCCACCGCCGUGGCGACGGUAAUGCAGCUGGCCAAGCACUUGGAGAAAAUAGGAGUGGUGGUGGGCAACUGCUUGGGUUUCGUUGGGAACCGCAUGAUGAGGCCUUACACAGAGCAGGCCUACUACCUCCUGGAAGAAGGAGCCAGACCAGAGGAGGUGGACCUUGUGCUGGAGGAGUUUGGCUUUGCUAUGGGCAUCUUUAGAGUGAUGGACCUCUCUGGCCUGGAUGUGGGCUGGAGAUCCCGUAAGGAGCUGGGGCUGACCGGGCCGAAGCUGCCCCCUGGAACCUCAGCUCGCAGUCGGGGUGGGAAAAGAUACAGCCCGCUCCCCGACAUCCUCUGCGAGAGUGGGCGGCUGGGUCAGAAGACAGGCCGAGGCUGGUACCUGUACGAAAAAGAAAGGGUCGCAACCCCAGAUCCUUGGGUGCAGAGCUUUUUGGAAGAUUACAGGAGCCGCUUUGGUAUCCAGAGCCGGCACGUGGGUCAGGACGAAAUCCUAGAGCGCUGCCUGUACUCGCUCAUUAACGAGGGCUUCCGGAUCCUCCAAGACGGGAUAGCGGCCUCCCCGGAAGACAUUGAUGUUAUCUACGUCUCUGGCUACGGGUGGCCGCGCCACAGGGGAGGUCCCAUGUUCUAUGCCUGGAUGGUUGGGUUGCCUAAAGUUCUGGACAAGCUGGAGCAUUACCACCGGACCCACCCAGACAUCCCAAACAUGGCGCCCAGCAGCCUGUUGCGAAAGCUGGUGGCUAGAGGAAGCCCUCCAAUUCAGCAAUGGAGAGCCCUGAUUCAGCAGCAUAGCAGCCAGCUUUGAAGAGAAACAGCAUGUGGCAGUCUGGAGGGGCAUGGAGACUUUGGAAAUGGAGUCCAAGUUUAAAAUCUAGAUUAAAAUCUAAAGAUCUGCUUUCCAAUUAUAUGCUAGGUGCUUCCAAGCAAAUUGAGCUGUAUUGAUAUAGGGCUGAUUAAUAACAAAUAACAGAUACAUUUACUGGUAGCUUGUUGUCAGUGAUUAAUUUCUUAUUCGAUUUACCCAUCAUUGUGUCUACAAUUAAUCAUAAAGAUAAUUUUUGGUAUGUUGGAGAGUUGUGGGGUUACCUCAUUGCUUCAGGUUUUGUUUAACCCAACAAACCUCAGUGAGAUUGAGAAGCAGCACUGGUUUUCUCUACCAUAUAACCUGCACUAACAGCACAAGUGGUACCGUAGUAGGAGAGCCUGAUGCUGACCGUGACAAAUGACUCUUUUUUUAUAUUUGUAGAGAAAUCUUUUGACAUUGUUGUGCCAGUGAUUUCGAUGACUAUAAAAUGUAGAAAAUAUAUAUUUUGCAAUUAAGAAAUAUGCUAAUGCGCUUAUUGCAUUCUGUACUGGUUACACUGUUUAUUAAACACAUUUUCACUUA
This is a messenger RNA of Polyodon spathula (Mississippi paddlefish), 2916 nucleotides long. RefSeq names its product enoyl-CoA, hydratase/3-hydroxyacyl CoA dehydrogenase (gene ehhadh). The record is from RefSeq and is a predicted model, not a curated record. Gene Ontology annotation, molecular function: (3S)-3-hydroxyacyl-CoA dehydrogenase (NAD+) activity; NAD+ binding. The transcript is spliced from 8 exons. The coding region runs from base 178 to 2334 and encodes 718 amino acids. Gene Ontology annotation, biological process: fatty acid beta-oxidation. Lineage: Eukaryota; Metazoa; Chordata; Actinopteri; Acipenseriformes; Polyodontidae. Gene Ontology annotation, cellular component: peroxisome.